Molecule: messenger RNA, 2117 nt
Organism: Esox lucius (northern pike)
Lineage: Eukaryota; Metazoa; Chordata; Actinopteri; Esociformes; Esocidae
Gene: asf1bb
Product: anti-silencing function 1Bb histone chaperone
Exons: 4
Coding region: 453-1067 (204 amino acids)
Biological process (GO): DNA replication-dependent chromatin assembly
Cellular component (GO): nucleus
Molecular function (GO): histone binding
Source: RefSeq, a predicted model, not a curated record
GUGCAGGUCUACAACCAAAGACCAACCCUCAGACCUUCAGCCGGAAACGAGAAGAAAACGCAGCUGGUUUUCGUGACGUCACGAGGACCAUUUCCGAACACACUGGCGGGAGUGCGAAUUUUAUUCUGUAGCCACCAAAUUUCCUGCCAACAAUAACCUGCAAAAGGAAGCUUUUUUAAGACUUGUUUUGAGAACCAGUCGAGCAGUGUACAGUUGUAAGAUUACUGACAACUGAAACUGACCAAUUCUGUGGGAGAGAAGACAGCAAGAGCCAACGCCACACAGUUUUAGUCAGAGACUACGUUUUUUUUUUUAGCUUGCUAGCUAACGUUAGCUAGCUUACUAGUUGGCGUCCUAUCUUUAUCAGCAACUUUGAAUAAUUACUCCAUACGAAGGAGCGACCUUUGCGUUGUUUUCAAGUAAUUAACUUGCUAGGCUUGCAAGGCUAAAACAUGGCUAAAGUUCAGGUGUUGAAUGUCGCUGUGUUAGACAACCCGAGUCCUUUUGGGAAUCCCUUUCAAUUCGAGAUUACGUUUGAAUGCAUGGAGGAUUUACCGGAGGACCUGGAGUGGAAGAUCAUCUACGUAGGCUCUGCGGAAAGUGAGGAGUACGAUCAGACGCUGGACUCGGUUCUGGUUGGACCCGUGCCGGCAGGCAGACACAUGUUUGUUUUUCAGGCGGACGCCCCGAACACCGGGCUGAUUCCGGAGAGCGACGCCGUCGGCGUGACGGUGGCCCUGAUCACGUGCACCUACCGCGGACAGGAGUUCAUCCGCAUCGGCUACUACGUCAACAACGAGUACACGGACCCGGAGCUUCGCGAGAACCCGCCGGUCAAGCCGGACUACACACAGCUUCAGAGGAACAUCCUGGCGUCGAACCCACGCGUGACCCGCUUCCAUAUCAACUGGGAGGGCUGCGCGGAGAAGAUGGAGGACAGCGAGAACGUGGACCCGGCUCCCAACAGCGCCGGCAGUAGUAGCGGCAUGCUGCCCCCGUCGUCCUGUCUGCCCGGCAAGGCCUUGCCCGUAGGCCUGCUGCCCGACAACUCCAUGGAUUUCCUUUAGGGACGCACCGCUGGGCCUGGCUGUGUUCUGGGACAGGGGGCCGCCCUCGUGUACCUUUAUGUGCACUGCCCCCCCCCCCACACACACACACACACACACACCCAAUCCCCUCCCCCCGCACAGCAACAGAUUUGGCUUUCUCCUUCACAUAGCGACAGGUCCCUCUUCCCAGCAACCUCUCCGUCGCGCUGUCCCUCCCCAUCUCCGCUCGUCUGUCUCUCUCUAAACUACAGCUCCUUCACAGAGCGACGGCUCGCUCCCCUCCCCUCUCCCCCUUGAUCAGUCUCCCUCUGUCUCCCCCUCACUUCGUCUCUCGGUAGCCUGCUGCUCCUAAAUGGUCAUUGUCUGAGUCACCACCCUAGUAAAGUCCGGCCACUUCAGGCUCCUGGAUCAAAAGUGUCUGUUUUGACCCAACGAACCAGACCGGGUCCCAAAUCCCCAUGUCCUUUUCUAGAGGUUGGCGCAGAAGUCAUUCGGAUGCUCUAAAUCACGUCCAGGUAACGGACCUGUGGUUCAUUCUGUGAAGGUAUAGAGGAAGGCAGUGUUUGAACUAUUCCACCUGGGCUGUUCUGUUCGAAAGUUGGCCAGGCAUUGGUGUUAUAAAAUGUUGGUAACUUCACCCAGUGUGGACAGUUUUUUUUCCAAAACAAAAUCAUGUUUGAGGACUUAAGGUAUUUACUUUCUGUUUCUGGGAACUGUCCAACAGGCAGUUUUUCUGGAAAAACUGGGGAAUCAUCCUAAUUCUUCUAAACCCACUGUGCAACAGUGUCUCUAAUGGUACCCUAUUCCUCUUAUAGUCCCCCUGUUUGAGUUGACUUCUAGGUAUUACUGCUGUCAUGUAGUGCAUUAUUUAAGGAGUUGGGUGGGGUGGAAUUUGGGCGUUUUUGUCAGUUAUCUGUCUCUUUGAUUUUGUUUCCUGUACAUAAAUUUGAUUCAUUAGCGUGUAAGAAAUAAUGUAAUGGUUUUUUGUUUUGUUUGGUAUUGUAUUGCUUUAUAAUAUUUGUAACAAUAAGUUCUAAUAAUAAACAUGUUUUGUUGUUUUGUAAAAUG